AUGUCGGUUCUCGGAUUCGACAUCGGUAAUCUCAACUGCUAUAUUGGUGUUGCACGCCAAGGAGGAAUUGAGGUUAUCACAAAUGACUAUUCUUUGCAUGCCACUCCUGCUUGCGUGUCUUUUGGACCGAAAGAUCGAUCAAUGGGAGUUGCAGCUCGACAAGCUGUUAACACAAACAUCAAGAACACUGUUAUUAACUUCAAGCAUUUGGUUGGACGCAAGUUCAGUGAUCCUGUCGCACAACGCUUCAUUCCAUUUAUCCCGUGCAAAGUUGUUCAACUCCCUAAUGAUGAUAUUGGAAUUCAAGUCAGCUACCUUGGAGAGCCGCAGACUUUUACACCAGAGCAAGUACUUGCUGCUCUCCUCACAAAGCUCCGUACUAUCGUUGAAUCUCAAUUGACCGAUGUCAGAAAAGUUUCCGACUGCGUCCUUGCAGUCCCAUCAUAUUUCACUGAUGUCCAAAGACGGGCUGUGCUCUCUGCCAUUCAGUAUGCUGGGUUGAACUCACUUCGUAUCAUCAAUGAAACAACUGCUAUCGCUUUGGCAUACGGUAUCUACAAGCAGGAUCUCCCAGAAGAGAAGGAAAAAUCGCGCAAUGUAGUUUUCCUCGAUAUUGGACAUUCUUCUACCCAAGCAUCGUUGGUUUGUUUUAACCGUGGAAAUUUGCAAAUGGUCAACACCACAUACGAUCUGGAAGCUGGUGGUCUUUGGUUCGAUGCUCUCAUCCGCGAGUCUUUCAGAAACGAGUUCAAAACUAAAUACGGAAUCGAUGCCGCCACUUCGCCACGCCCAUGGCUUCGUCUUCUGGAUGAAUGUGAACGCGUGAAGAAACAAAUGUCUGCAAACCAAACACCAAUUCCUCUUAAUAUUGAAUGUUUCAUGGAAGAUAAAGAUGUAACCGGCAAAAUGCAACGCCAAGAAUUCGAGUCGCUCGCUGCUCCAAUUUUCAAUCGUAUUAAGAAAGUUCUUGUUGACUUGUUCACCGAUGACGUUGCUAUCAAACCGGAAGAUGUAGAGGAGAUCGAGAUUGUCGGAGGAUCUUCGAGAAUCCCAAUGAUCAGACAAAUUGUGAAGGAGCUUUUCGGUAAGGAGCCAAAGACCACAAUGAAUCAAGAUGAGGCUGUGGCUCGCGGAGCUGCUAUGCAGUGUGCUAUCCUCUCUCCAACCUUCCGUGUUCGUGAGUUUGCUAUCAAAGAUUCGCAACCUUACCGCAUUCGACUCAGCUGGAACGGAUCUGGAGACAAUGGAGGUGAAAGCGACGUAUUCGCUCCACGCGACGAAGUUCCGUUUUCUAAACUUGUCUCUCUUCUUCGUAGUGGCCCGUUCCAAGUGGACGCUCACUAUGCACAACCGAACGUGGUUCCCCAUAACCAAGUUCACAUCGGAUCUUGGAAAGUAAACGGGGCUCGUCCAGCAGCCGACGGAUCUAACCAGAAAGUUAAAGUCAAAGUUCGUGUCAAUCCAGAUGGAGUUUUCACCAUCACUUCAGCUGUUAUGUACGAGCCAAAACUUGUUGAAGAAGCACCUGUAGAGCCAAUGGAAGUUGAUGGAAACACCAACUCCGAGGCUCCACCAACAGAGCCACAAGAACCUGUCAAGAAGAUUAAGUUAGUUCCGAUUGAUUUGGAGGUUAUUGAGUCGAUUCCGGUUACUUAUGAUGUUCAAAAGUUUCAACAACUCGAGCAUCAAAUGCAAGCUGCUGAUGCUAAAGAAAAAGACAAGGCUGAUGCGAAGAACUCACUCGAGGAGUACGUUUACGAAAUGCGUGAAAAGCUUUCUGAGCAAUACGCCGAUUUCAUCACUCCAGCUUCGGCUGAGGAGUUCCGUUCAACUCUUACCUCAACAGAAGACUGGCUCUACGAUGAGGGCGAAGAUGCUGAACGUGAUGUUUACGAGAAGAGGCUUUAUGAAUUGAAAACCAUCGGAACUCCUGUUGUGGAGCGCUACCGUGAGUUUGAGACCAGAAAGCCUGCAUUUGAUUCGUUCGAUCAAUCUAUUUUGCGUGUUCGACGUGCAUAUGAGGAUUACGCCAAUGGUGGUCCAACGUAUGCCCAUCUCGAUAGCAAAGAAAUGGAGAAAGUAAUCAAUGCCAUCGAAGAUAAGAAGAAGUGGCUUGAUGAGGCUCGUCACAAACAAGAUACUCGGUCCAAGACUGAUGCCCCGGUUGUCUUCACUGAGGAAAUCAAUCAAAAUAAGAAUGCUUUUGAAAACAUCGUUAACCCAAUUCUCAACAAGAAGAAACCAGCUGCGCCAGCCCCACCAAAGAAAGAAGAGCCUCAACCAGCCGCCGGAGAUCAGCCACAAUCUCAGCCAGGAGAAAUGGAUGUCGAUUAG
Messenger RNA from Caenorhabditis remanei, 2334 nucleotides. RefSeq lists its product as uncharacterized. The record is from RefSeq and is a predicted model, not a curated record. Gene Ontology annotation, cellular component: cytosol; nucleus. Gene Ontology annotation, molecular function: ATP-dependent protein folding chaperone; ATP binding. The coding region runs from base 1 to 2334 and encodes 777 amino acids. The transcript has 5 exons. Lineage: Eukaryota; Metazoa; Nematoda; Chromadorea; Rhabditida; Rhabditidae. Gene Ontology annotation, biological process: protein folding.